Messenger RNA from Folsomia candida, 2402 nucleotides. RefSeq lists its product as uncharacterized. NCBI's taxonomy places the organism in Eukaryota, Metazoa, Arthropoda, Collembola, Entomobryomorpha, Isotomidae. The record is from RefSeq and is a predicted model, not a curated record. Bases 1035 to 1688 code for a protein of 217 amino acids. The transcript has 5 exons.
UAUUUUCUCUUGAAACGAAAGUAUUUAAAUGAAAGUUCGUUGCAAAUGUCAUUGGUUAACCAAUUUUGCGAAUAAUUCUACCAUUUUUGGUACAAAUGAACGGAUUUGUUUUAUCCGAGCGUAACGGAUUUUCUUUUCCUUAGUAUAUGUGUUCCGGGUUCACGUAUGUACUCGUGUGCUCAUAUUUACCGAACACCCGACCAAACUUUACCCGGGUAUCGUAUUGGAUAUAUGCAGGUACACCAGUGCGUAAGUUUUUAUCUGCAUACAUAUAUAGACAUAUUUAACCCCGAAUCUCAUAGAAUUCUCCAACAGCCUGCUGACCACACGCAGAAACCCAAAUAUUAUACGUAUUCGAACCAAAUUUUAUCUGGGAGAAAAAUUUAAUUUUAGGAAACAAUGGCUUUUGCCAGUAUUGGAGGACACGUGGUCGCCAGUAAAACCAUGGGUAGAAAAAAUUGUGUCGGCAGUUCGUCCCAAGUUGACAGGAAAUACAUGAAUUUACGCAUCGAUCUGCCAUAUGGACGAGGACAGAAUGAAUUUUGUGGAAAGUUAAAAAUUACUCAGAAACUUGGGUGGAACGUCCAGAAAAUUGAAGACACGGAGGAGUGGAAAUAUUACGCCCUCGUGGUUGAACUUCAAGCACUCGUGAAAACCACCAACGCACGUGGGGAACGGUGUCACACCCUUUUACGAGAAAUUACCCCGGAAGCAAAUUCCAAAUUUAUAUGCAACUCAAAAAUAUUUGCAGUGGUGUCUGGAGAGGAAAAUGGAAUACGGAAAGGCUUCAAUUUGACUCAACUUCGUCCAUCAAUCCUGCUCCGAAAUCCGGUCUCGUUUCCGUUCAAAAUCCAACUUCCACAAAAUCCACUCCCAGCCACCUUAACAUCUCGAGCCAUCUCCAUUGACUACUUCCUUGUCGCAUAUCGUCGCACGGACAAUGGCUAUGAACCCCUUCUCAACGAGAAUUGCCAAAAUAUCGAGGCCAUAACUUAAUCUCGUUUGAAAACGAAUCUGAAAAAAUUAAUUGGACCAUGACCACCAAAGAAAUCAACGCAACUUUCACCUCCCCACAAAAAUUUUACAAACUUUACCAAAAACAAGGGCUCAAUUUCAAGCUGACUGUAACCCUUGGAAAAAAUUACGGAUCCGAAAUCUCCGCCGAAUUUAUCAUUUUACUCGUCGAAAAGAUUUCGCAAGAUGGCGUAACACUUUUCCAGGAAACUGAACUGGAUUCAAAAUCUGAGACUAAAAGAAACCCAAGUCUCACAUUUUCUGGCAGCUUGCUCGAUCCGAAGAAUAGGACGGAUAAUAAAACGCUUAUUCGUGCCUCGUUUAAUCCGGGUGGGGAUGCAGGACUAAAAAUCCAGCAUUAUUUAAGGUUUAAGGUUAUCUUCCCGGAGGAAUUUGCUAACUCGUUGAAAAAUAUAGAAGGAGAAGAGGAAAUCUUUAUCGGAACGGGGAGAAUUUUGGGGGAGGAGGGAUCCAGAUUUUUUUCCAGGAUGAGGUCACAAUCCAUGUCAUCUCUCCUGUCGCUUUUUCCACCAUCAUAUUCCCGAACGCAGAGUCGGAGAGGAUCGUUAAUGUCACUGGAAACUUUGCCUCCACAUUAUGACGAGUUAUGUAGUGGAGUUGGAGCAUGUGAAUUAAGGGACGAAGAUAACGAACAGGUUGUAAAUAAAUUCUAACGGGGCCGAUUAUCGAAAAUUAUACAUGUGAAAAAGUCGCUAUUUCGAUUAUUAACUUCAGGAAUUUAUAAAGAAAUAUUUAUCAAUAUUUUACCAUAAUGUUGACCGUAAAGAUGUCCAUUGUCUUUCUAUUGGAAAUAUUUAACUUACAAAAAAAUCGUCGUAAUUGAGAAAGGAUUAAAAUAAGUAAGACUAAGGUUUAUUAAAUAAAUGUAAAUUUACUUGUUUUUAUAUCAAUCAAAUAAUUUCAUAUUAAGUUCUAAUGGCAGUAAUACAAAGAUGAUAAAUGAUUCCGAUGGUUUGUUUGCAGCGUCAUAUUGGUGAGUUGUCUCGAACCUUGUCAUUAUUAUCACUGGCGACAUGAAGUCGAAGAUUGUACAUAAGCAUAUGCAUUAAAAUUUGUGCAACUUGAUCCCGAAUAAUUGGUGGAGGUAUAUAGAUAAUCGGCCUAUAUGUACAUCCAUAUGAAUAUCUAUUAGUCACGACAAAUUUAGCAUUUAUCUGAUUUUAGAAUCUCAGCGUAUAUUUUACCGAUUUAGUAAUCCAUUUGUUGAAGAAGGCUUUUGUUUGCAAAUUUAUUCUGUAAAUGGUGAUUUUUUUUACAUCGCGAUGCAAAUAUAAAAUUUGAAGUGAGCACUACUAAUGACUAAUGCAUACGAAACUAGGUAGGUAUAUAUGUGCAUACGUAUGUACAUAUGUACACAGAUAUGCGAG